AUGGAGGAGCAACCUCUGGCUCUAACUGCCUCUCUGCCUCCAAGGCCCGGCAGAGGGAACCUCCCAGGCCAGGAAGAGGGAGCCUCCCAGGCCAGGAAGAGGGAGCCUCCCAGGCCAGGAAGAGGGAGCCUCCCAGGCCAGGAAGAGGGAGUCUCCCAGGCCAGGAAGAGGGAGCCUCCCAGGCCAGGCAGAGGGAGCCUCCCAGGCCAGACAGAGGGAGCCUCCCAGGCAGGCAGAGGGAGCCUCCCAGGCCAGACAGAGGGACCCUCCCAGGCCAGGAAGAGGGAGCCUCCCAGGCAGGCAGAGGGAACCUCCCAGGCCAGGAAGAGGGAGCCUCCCAGGCAGGCAGAGGGAACCUCCCAGGCCAGGAAGAGGGAGCCUCCCAGGCAGGCAGAGGGAACCUCCCAGGCAGGCAGAGGGAACCUCCCAGGCCAGGCAGAGGGAACCUCCCAGGCCAGGAAGAGGGAGCCUCCCAGGCAGGCAGAGGGAACCUCCCAGGCCAGGAAGAGGGAACCUCCCAGGCAGGCAGAGGGAGCCUCCCAGGCAGGCAGAGGGAACCUCCCAGGCCAGACAGAGGGAACCUCCCAGGCCAGACAGAGGGAACCUCCCAGGCCAGACAAAGGGAACCUCCCAGGCCAGACAAAGGGAACCUCCCAGGCCAGACAGAGGGACCCUCCCAGGCCAGACAGAGGGACCCUCCCAGGCCAGGCAGAGGGAACCUCCCAGGCCAGGCAGAGGGACCCUCCCAGGCCAGACAGAGGGACCCUCCCAGGCCAGACAGAGGGAACCUCCCAGGCCAGACAGAGGGAACCUCCCAGGCCAGACAGAGGGACCCUCCCAGGCCAGGCAGAGGGAACCUCCCAGGCCAGACAGAGGGAACCUCCCAGGCCAGACAGAGGGACCCUCCCAGGCCAGGCAGAGGGAACCUCCCAGGCCAGACAGAGGGAACCUCCCAGGCCAGACAGAGGGAACAUCCCAGGCCAGGAAGAGGGAACCUCCCAGGCAGGCAGAGGGAACCUCCCAGGCAGGCCAGACAAAGGGAACCUCCCAGGCCAGACAGAGGGACCCUCCCAGGCCAGACAGAGGGACCCUCCCAGGCCAGGCAGAGGGAACCUCCCAGGCCAGGCAGAGGGACCCUCCCAGGCCAGACAGAGGGACCCUCCCAGGCCAGACAGAGGGAACCUCCCAGGCCAGACAGAGGGAACCUCCCAGGCCAGACAGAGGGACCCUCCCAGGCCAGGCAGAGGGAACCUCCCAGGCCAGACAGAGGGAACCUCCCAGGCCAGACAGAGGGACCCUCCCAGGCCAGGCAGAGGGAACCUCCCAGGCCAGACAGAGGGAACCUCCCAGGCCAGACAGAGGGAACCUCCCAGGCCAGGAAGAGGGAACCUCCCAGGCAGGCAGAGGGAACCUCCCAGGCAGGUAGAGGGAACCUCCCAGGCAGGCAGAGGGAACCUCCCAGGCCAGACAGAGGGAACCUCCCAGGCAGGCAGAGGGAACCUCCCAGGCCAGACAGAGGGACCCUCCCAGGCAGGCAGAGGGAACCUCCCAGGCCAGGAAGAGGGAACCUCCCAGGCAGGCAGAGGGAACCUCCCAGGCCAGGCAGAGGGAACCUCCCAGGCCAGGAAGAGGGAAUCUCCCAGGCAGGCAGAGGGAACCUCCCAGGCCAGGAAGAGGGAACCUCCCAGGCAGGCAAAGGGAACCUCCCAGGCCAGACAGAGGGAAUCUCCCAGGCCAGACAGAGGGAGCCUCCCAGGCCAGACAGAGGGAGCCUCCCAGGCCAGGAAGAGGGAGCCUCCCAGGCCAGACAGAGGGAACCUCCCAGGCAGGCAGAGGGAGCCUCCCAGGCCAGACAGAGGGAACCUCCCAGGCCAGACAGAGGGACCCUCCCAGGCAGGCAGAGGGAACCUCCCAGGCCAGGCAGAGGGAACCUCCCAGGCCAGGAAGAGGGAAUCUCCCAGGCAGGCAGAGGGAACCUCCCAGGCCAGGAAGAGGGAACCUCCCAGGCAGGCAAAGGGAACCUCCCAGGCCAGACAGAGGGAACCUCCCAGGCCAGACAGAGGGAAUCUCCCAGGCCAGGUAGAGGGAACCUCCCAGGUCAGGAAGAGGGAACCUCUCAGGCCAGACAGAGGGACCCUCCCAGGUCAGGAAGAGGGAACCUCCCAGGCCAGACAGAGGGAACCUCCCAGGCCAGACAGAGGGAAUCUCCCAGGCCAGGUAGAGGGAACCUCCCAUGUCAGGAAGAGGGAACCUCCCAGGCCAGGAAGAGGGAACCUCCCAGGCCAGGAAGAGGGAACCUCCCAGGCCAGACAGAGGGAAUCUCCCAGGCCAGACAGAGGGAACCUCCCAGGCCAGACAGAGGGAAUCUCCCAGGCCAGACAGAGGGAACCUCCCAGGCCAGACAGAGGGAACCUCCCAGGCAGGCAGAGGUAA
Messenger RNA from Oncorhynchus nerka (sockeye salmon), 2433 nucleotides. RefSeq lists its product as uncharacterized. Lineage: Eukaryota; Metazoa; Chordata; Actinopteri; Salmoniformes; Salmonidae. The transcript is spliced from 2 exons. Bases 1 to 2433 code for a protein of 810 amino acids. The record is from RefSeq and is a predicted model, not a curated record.